AUAGAGAAUCUUGGUUCCCUUGAUUCUUUCCUAGCUAAAUUGGCUGCAAAAUGAUGAAGGAAAAUCUAAUUUUUCUUUGGUUUAUGAAGAUGCCGAGAGAAAGAAAGGGUGGCAUGUGGGACUAUAGUAGGUAACUUUGAAGUUGUUAAUUAUUGGAUUAAUUUUUGUAUGAAAAGUUAUCAAAUCUUAUGUGGAUGAGAAAAAAAAAUAAAAGAAAAUAAUAUUUUAGGAAGAUGUGUACACUUAAGUGUUGCCCCUGAUUAGAGAUGCUCACUACAAGAAAUGUCAUUUUUGCCAGCAUAUUUUUGUGCUGUCAAAAGUUUAGUAUUGUGCUAGCAAAACAAAAUCUAUUUUUGAUGUGUUGGCAAAAAGGAAUUGACAAAUUAACUGUAACGCCCGUAUUUUAUAUUUACUAACCACGAAAGAUAACUUUAAUAUAUUAUAUCUUGAAGUUUUUGCACCAGGGAACCUAAUUUUGCACUUAUUUACGGAUUUGGCCUCGCUUUAAAUAAUACGGUUUUAUACCGUUUUUUUUCAAAUUUUUUAUGCCACGUAUACCGUUUGAUGUGUUAUAGUUUUUGUCCAUAUCUGAUACGUGUAAUACACGUUUAUAGGGAUAUAGCUAGAUUUGCCUUUUUCAGUUAGUCCCAAUCAGUCACGAUCAUUUCCUUCUUUUUCUUUAAUCUUCUCUCUCUCUCAUUGUUCAGUUUCAAAACGUUUUUUGCUUAACCAGUCACGAUCUAAGACGAUUUAUUUUCUCAAGGUUCUAUAUAUUUUGAAUUGAUCAAGUAAGAUUUCUUUAUGUUUCUGCAUUUCUUGUUUAUUUUUUUUUUCUGUUCUUCUUCUUUAAGUUUUUCGAAAUAGAACUGAUUUUUAGGGUUCGUUUUUGUGAUCUGUAAGAGUUUGAAUGUGGUGGUAUGGCGAUUACGAGAAGUUCGAUUUCUCCAUCACCGUCUGGUUCGAAAAGAAAAGAUGUUGGUGAUGAGGAAGGCAAUGUGAGGAAAAUGUCUUUGGGUGAUGAUAAGAGUGAUGAUUCUGUGAGCAGUGAUGUUGUGAAUGAGAGGAGGAGUAAGAAGAGUAACGAUCAUGUGUCUAAGGAUGUUGUGAAUGAGAAGAGUAAGAAAAUUAACGAGAAGGUUGCUGAGAGUGUGAAGAAGAGUUCAGUGAGUUCUUUGGCGAAGAAAAAGAGUCGUGUGCCUGAUAUUGCUCCUGAUGAUCGUAAAUCGAAGAAGUUAAAGUUGAAGAGUGUGGCAGAGGUUGAUGAAGGAGAUCUAGAAUCUGAGGAUGAAAGUAGUAUUGCGAUUCCUUCGAAAGCCAAGUUGUGGGAAUUUUACUUGAAGCCAGAGGAAAGAUUUUGUGGUAAAAUCAUAUUCUGGGCUCAUAAUGAUGAUGUUUUAGUAGAUAUUAGAGCAAAAUUGACUGAGAAGCAGCGUGCUAUGUUUGUUGCAACUUGUUUUGGGCAUUUAUUGGAUAUUCAGUCUUAUAAAUUGCAGCAUCAGAUUUUUCACACUGCAUUGAAUAGGGAAGUCCAUCAACCAAAUUCGAAAGAGAUGUGGUUUGAUUUUGGUCAUGAUAGGGUUCGUUUUGGUUUAGGGCAGUUUGCUGUUAUUAGUGGUUUGUUGUGUAAGGGUGAUAUUGAUAUGAUGAAGUAUGUUGGGAAGGGAGAUGUGUUUGUAGACAAGUACUUUAGUGAUAUGACGGUGACUCAUGGAGCCGUUAAGCAGCGUUUUCUGAGUAGUACUUUUAAAGAUGAUGACUUUGCAGUUAGGAUGGCGGUGUUGUAUUUGGUUACUAACUACUUGUUAAGCAAACCUCCAGAUAAACAUGUUAGUAUUGAGUUGUUACAUUUGGUAGGUUCGGGUGAGUUUGAUAGUUUCCCAUGGGGCAAGGUUGUUUAUGAUACUACAUUGUACUAUUUGAGGCUUGGUUUGAAAGGUAAGAAGGGUGCUAAAUUGAAAGCUCUUGCUAAGGCAAAAGGAAUUGAUAAGAAGGGGAGUGAUUCAAAUUGUAAAACUUACAAAUUGGCUGGGUUUCCUUUCAUCUUCCAAGUUUGGUUGUAUGAGGUUAUUCCUCUUUUUAGAAGUCAAAACAUUUGUUUUUUUGACCCUUCUUCAACAUAUAGGGUGUGUAUGUGGUCCAGUGCGAAAGAAGUUACUUCAAGUGAGGUAGAGAGGAAAAUCUACUUGUCAUCUAAGCUUUCAGUUACUCCUGUGUUUCCUUCUGCUGAGGAGAAUGAGAAAUUUGAUCUUACUGGAUUUAAUUUUUCUUAUUUUUCAUUGUCUGAUGAUGAUUUUGAGAGUGUGAAAGUACCUAAGAGGCAGUUAGACAAGGGUGAGUUUUCAGGUGUUAAGGAAAAAGUUACUGUUGGGGGUCCUAUGUUUGAUGAUGUUAAACAUUAUGUGAUGCGUAUUAUCAAUGAGCAAUCUGAGAUUGGGAGUUCUUUGAAGGAGUUGAGGAAGGAUAUUGAUGAUAAGUUUGUUCAAUUUGAGAGUAAAAUGAAGGCUCACAUUGAUUCUAAAAUUGAAGAGGGUUAGGUUUUGUAUUUGGAUAAGAAGUUUUCAGAUUUAAAUGAUGUAUUGGAGGGCUUGAAAGAUUGUGUUACUAGUCAGGUAAAGUUCAUUUCCUUUAUUAUUAUUUUUUUAUUUUUUAAUUUUUGUGUGUUUUUAUUUUAAUGUUUUGUUAUUUAUUAAUAUUUGUUUUAGAGGUAUGAUGAUCAAAAUGGUGGUGAUGGGAGUGAUGAUAGUGGUGGUGCGGAAGAUGAUGGAAGUGAUGGCGGUGAUGGCGGUG
Cannabis sativa is the source of this 2787-nucleotide messenger RNA. RefSeq lists its product as uncharacterized. Bases 918 to 2534 code for a protein of 538 amino acids. The transcript is spliced from 3 exons. Lineage: Eukaryota; Viridiplantae; Streptophyta; Magnoliopsida; Rosales; Cannabaceae. The record is from RefSeq and is a predicted model, not a curated record.